Pogoniulus pusillus (Red-fronted tinkerbird) is the source of this 1971-nucleotide messenger RNA. It is a transcript of the gene MORN3, whose product is annotated as MORN repeat containing 3. NCBI's taxonomy places the organism in Eukaryota, Metazoa, Chordata, Aves, Piciformes, Lybiidae. The transcript is spliced from 7 exons. The coding region runs from base 323 to 1039 and encodes 238 amino acids. The record is from RefSeq and is a predicted model, not a curated record.
GGACCGUGGCGGGUGCUCGGCAACUCCACAGAGGAACCUGGCUCCAGUUCCAUCCCUCAUGCUCACCGUGGGGCACAUGUCGCACCAGGACAUCCACCUCCACCUGCAGCUGCUCCAUCGCGCAGCCUCUCCAGCAGCUCUCCCGGCCGCGCUCCCAUCACCCUGUGCGCAGGAGUUUGGUUGUGUUGCUAUGACGACGCUGCCAAGGCGGCCGGCAGCACCCAGCCGAGCGCAGAAGAACCAUCUCCUGUGGUGGGCUGUGACUCCAUCAUACUGAGGAACAGAUCUUGCCCUGAGCAUCCCCAGACCAGCUGGGAACAAUAUGCCCAUUGUAAAAUACCCCAGGGCUACAGAGCCUCUUUGGCAUGAAUGGGACAGGAAAGCACAGAAAUGUGGAUUAAGACACAGGGUCUAUGCUGUAAAUGGGGAUCAGUAUACUGGAGAAUGGCUGGACAAUUUGAAACAUGGUAAAGGCACCCAGUUGUGGAAGUGCUCCGGAGCUAUUUAUAGUGGUGACUGGAAGUUUGGAAAGCGAGAUGGUUAUGGCUCGUACAGCGUUCUUGACCCUGUCACCAAGGAAUACAAGAAGGUGUACACAGGCUGGUGGAAAAACGACCGAAAAUGUGGCUACGGGACGACUCUCUACGCCCGUGGGGAGCGUUACGAGGGAGAGUGGAGCGAGGGACUGCGCAGCGGCUGGGGACGGAUGUACUACCGGGAUGGCUCCAUCUACGAGGGACAGUGGCUGCAGGACCAGCCCGACGGGCAGGGGAUGCUGCGGUUGCCAAAUGAAAAUCGGUAUGAAGGAGUCUGGAAAGAUGGAAAGAAGCAUGGCCGUGGGAAAUUCUUCUACUUGGAUAAGGGACAGCUACUUGAAGGUAUCUGGGCAGCAGGUAUACCAAAGUGUGGAAUUCUGAUUGACUUUGGCAGAGAUGAGGCUCCUGCUCCUACUCAGUUUCCAAUCCCAAAGGUGGAACUAGCUGAUCCAGAUGGUGUUUUAGCAGAGGCCCAGGCGAUGUUUGAUGACAGACCUAAUUAAUAACUGGAUAUUGAAGAAAAAAAAUAUGCAAGAUAAGAACACAAUCUUGGGUUACUUACUGAGUCUCAGAUCCACACUGUGGCUGCUCAUCCAUGCUUCACUCUGCAGGUGGCUUUGCUCAGGGGCCUCCUCCAACCCCCCAUUAUUUUGAAAAAGGAAAAAAAAUAAGGGAAAGCCACAAGCAGUAACAUGCUGAUAGGCAGUGACUUUGCCCAGCAAAUCUGUCCCACUCCUCCUAUGAAGAAAUCACACUCCUGUUGAGUCCAAAGUCUCUCUCAAGAGCAGCAGGGUUGUAUCGUGCAAUAGCAAAGCUCUAGAGAAGUCAGAUUGUCCCCUCCCCCUCCUCUAACUUAGCCCAAUGCAUACCAAGACAGCUUCUGAAGUUAUAACAGAUCAUGUUUCAAUUAAUAUUUUAUUUCCCUGGUCUGUGCAUUUCCUGUAACAUGAUGCUGGUUCUCCCUAACCCUCAGGAACACAGAGCUCCAGAUCUCACCCCAGCUGUAUUCCUUGGCCAGCCCAUGUGCCCCAGCCCAGUACCGGUGAAAAACAGACUGUUGGCCAGUGGGUCAUUAGUUCAUUUGGUCCCUUGACUCCUGAUGUUUUCUAGCUGGCAGAUAACCUACUUCUCUAUUUAAACACUGCGAGAGAUAACAAUACAACAUGCUCAGUCCCAUGACUUAAGCAGUGCUGACAGGAGAAAAGCACAUCAGCCUCCACAUUCUUUAUACCUGUGUGAACAGGAACCUUUAUCUUCAUGACUGAAAUGAGCAACUGAAGACAUUUUGGAGAUACUUAGGAACACACAGAUUGGAUUAGCACAACACAGCUGAAGAGAUGAGAGACAGGAACAAUAAGCAUACUGUAAACCUCUAGGUAACAAAAAAUCAGCAACAAUUGAGUAUAUUUUAUUAAAGUAGUUUGUAUCUAAAUAA